ACAGAGCAUGCAGAUAGUAUUUUGUCAGUUGUUUUAAAUGGGAGGUAGUGUAUUUAGGACGAUUAAGUAUAUUUGCUGAUCGUGUUUUUCUAAUGUUUUCUAAGAUUUUUGCUAGUUUGAUGUACUGGAAAAUUGCCACGUCGCGUGAAUUUUGAAUUAAUUAAUUUAUUCAUUGAUUGAAAGAUGUCAAUCUAUGCUGGUGGUGUGUCUCUCCAAGAAACUGCAGAAGUAUUGACGAAUCUUCGUAUUGGGCAGGAGAUGGAAGCAGUUGACGAUUUCUAUGAUAGCAAUGCUAACACUAUGUGCGGAGCAUCACAAAAAGGUGAUUCUAAGCUACAGGGCAAAUGUGAUAACAGACACGAGCGCCCCAAGUUUAGUGCGAAAAAGGUCACGAUAAAUAUUGCAGAUGAUGCAAAGUGCAAAACUACGCGUGCAGGCGCAGUUAAAGAUCUCAUGAACUGUAUAGCGUUUCAGAAAGAACGUGAUGAAUUCAAUGACGACGAAAGAACUUCGCCAGAUUUCUUGAGUACAGACACUUCGUCGGAUGUAACAGAUGUUACGCCACGUUCCACAACCAGUGGUUGUUCUUCGCUGUCAAGAUCAGAAGAAAGCAGGGAAAGCCGUAAAAAAAUCACGGAGCAUUCCCACAGUAGUGAUGCUGAAAGAAAGGAGGAGAAGAAACCAGUACAUACACUGAGGUUUUUGAGAGAAGUAUUGGAUAGUACAAACCCCGAGACAGUUGAUCGAAAUAAUGGUGCAACACCUAAACGAAAACCUGUUAUUUGUAAGAACAUGACGUUUUCAAAGGAUCAAGUAAGAAAAAUUGAUAGAGAGAACCAAAUUUUACUAAGGAAGAUAGAAGCAAAUUUCAAUAGACGCCCAAAAUGUCCAACUACAUCAGCACCACAGCGUCCUAGGCUUUCCAGUUCAGCUGUUAAUAGACAAAGGUCACAGAAAAAAAUUGCACAAGACAACUUAACGUUACUAAAAAAAAUUGAAUGUGUUAAAAGCACCAUCAGUGCAAGAGUCAGUGUACGAAAGGUUUGACAAUAGAUUUUGUGAUUUUUGUUUGGAUUUUCCUCAUAGCCAGUGUACAAAUUACUACAGUCAAGUGAAGAGUAUAUUUUGUAAUUUUUUGUAUUCUAGUCAAAUUCAGGAAGUAUAGGUGAAUGUACAUAUAUUUUAUACAAUAUUUUUGAAAAAUAUAUUUAUAUAUCUCA
Messenger RNA from Schistocerca nitens (vagrant locust), 1220 nucleotides. RefSeq names its product cilia- and flagella-associated protein 97-like. Lineage: Eukaryota; Metazoa; Arthropoda; Insecta; Orthoptera; Acrididae. The transcript is spliced from 2 exons. The coding region runs from base 184 to 1047 and encodes 287 amino acids. The record is from RefSeq and is a predicted model, not a curated record.